Messenger RNA from Amoebophrya sp. A25, 676 nucleotides. The record is from the annotation of a GenBank genome assembly. NCBI's taxonomy places the organism in Eukaryota, Dinophyceae, Syndiniales, Amoebophryaceae.
GUGCACUCACACUCAAGAAAUUGGCUAGGAUUUAAGUAGGUAUAAUUUAGCCACUUUUUUUGAGUGUGGGCGCACUUUUUUCUUUCAUAGACCCCACUACUACUGGUGGAGCUCGCCCAACUCCAGUCCCCAAGUCGGUGUCCGCGCCUUGUCCUGCGACAUCCUCCAGCACACUAGAAGCAUUACGUGAAGACAACAGCCAGCAGGAGAACUUGUAUCUCACAUUAAGGGUAGGUUAAAGGUGCUUUUGUUACCGUUUGUUAUGGCUCUCUCCCUUAAUAGGUGGGGACAGCCAUAACAAGCGGGAUAAACGAAUAGCAAAAAAAACCUACCUCUAAUCACCACAGAGCUUUUCGAACACGCAAAUGCGACUGCAGUAGUGCAGUCGAGAUGCGGACGGUGGCUGUUUACGGGUAGUCGAGACGGAUCGAUAAGAAUGUUCGAUGUGCCUCUGAAAAAACAUGUUCGGACCUUGAAGUCCCAUAAAACGUGCAUCUCAGCACUUCUCUUAGCGGAAGAAGAAGAAGACGAACAAGAAGGGCCGUUUCUUUACUCCAGUAGCUACGAUUACUCGGUAAUGCGUUGGAAUUUAGCAAUUUGCUGUACGGAAAACCCUCAGGGUGGAGCAGGCCCUCUAGUAGAAAAAAUUGACGAGACUACGCGGGCAAGAGUGGAC